Aedes aegypti (yellow fever mosquito) is the source of this 874-nucleotide messenger RNA. RefSeq lists its product as uncharacterized. The transcript has 3 exons. NCBI's taxonomy places the organism in Eukaryota, Metazoa, Arthropoda, Insecta, Diptera, Culicidae. Bases 128 to 796 code for a protein of 222 amino acids. The record is from RefSeq and is a predicted model, not a curated record.
CUUAGAAGUUAUCAGUGAUCGGUGGAAACUUGGAUUGCAUCAGUUUAGCUCCUGAUCUUUGGUCUGCGAAUUCAGUGAAACAAAUUAAAUCUGUAACAAAUCUAUAACAAACAAUAUUUUUUCAAAAAUGAUGAAAAUAGUGGUGUGUUUAGUUGUGAUGUGUGGAUUCAGUGCUGGAUACUCCAUUCCUGCGCAAAAUGCUUUUAUGUAUUAUCAACAACCGAUGAGCUACAGAACUGUGCAGCGCACAAUGUAUGGAUCGCAUUUUAGGAAUCAACAAUUUCGAAAUCAACGCGUAUCUGAUCUUGCUCCUGGUGUACACCCAAAUGAUUGCCAACAUAACGAUAGCGCUGAGUUACCUGUGCAAGAUGCCAAUGUAGGAUCAGUGGCUGACGCGUAUCCUUCUGAACAGUUCCCAGUUGAAGAAGAUGUCCCUGCAGUUUAUGAAGACGAGUCUGAGGAACCACUUGCUGAUGAAGUAUCUGUUCCAGCACCACUACCAGAGAAGAAGAAUAAAGGGGUUCCAACAAAGGCCGACUCUAGCGAAGAAGAGGAAGAGGAUACUGAUGAAGAAAUCGGUUCAAAUGAUACUGCGGCACCCAAUACUUUCUUUCCUAUAAAUUUUGGUAGCGCAAACGGUGGAGCUAUUGCCAUCGCCAAUUCAUACAGCACUGGAAAGGGAGGAUCAGCUACCAGCACUUCCACUGCCUAUGGAAGCCCUGCAACCUCCGAACUUAGGAGAAAAGCCGUCCUGCAGUUGAGGAGAAGACCAGCCAAAUUCCGAGGCCGACAAUAAAGUAUUAGUGGAAGUGUUUAGAAAACAAUUAAUUCACUGGCACUUUUUAAAUCUUUUGUAGCUAAUUGAAAAAAAAAA